This is a messenger RNA of Cryptomeria japonica (Japanese cedar), 1128 nucleotides long. Its product is annotated as probable L-type lectin-domain containing receptor kinase S.5. NCBI's taxonomy places the organism in Eukaryota, Viridiplantae, Streptophyta, Pinopsida, Cupressales, Cupressaceae. Gene Ontology annotation, biological process: protein phosphorylation. The transcript is spliced from 4 exons. Gene Ontology annotation, molecular function: protein kinase activity; ATP binding. Bases 1 to 1128 code for a protein of 375 amino acids. The record is from RefSeq and is a predicted model, not a curated record.
AUGGACAGAGCGCAUUUGAUUAACAUCACAAAUCACAACUUUAUAUGGCAAAUUCGUAGGGCAAAGUUGAGAAAUCCAUUUUGCACUAAAGAUUAUGUGCAUGACUCUGUGCGGGGGCUCGUGGGCAUCACUCUAAAUUAUGAUAGACAUUGGUGUGAAGCUUUGGUGUUGGAAGCAGUUCUCCUGCCACUGGUGGAUAUCAUCAAUUCGAAGGAGCGUGUGGUUGAACUGUUAGCAAGGUUCAUAAAACCAUUUAUCGCAGAUAGUAUUGCCAACGCCAUUCUGAAUUUAGAGGAUGAUGGAGAUGGUGAUGUAGAUGGAAAUGAGGAAGGGGAAGAUCGUGAGGAGUAUGCAGAGGAUGAGGAAUCUAUAGAUAGUGACACCAUUUGUGAGAUGGCCCGCAGGGAAGUAUGGAAGGAAGAGCAGGAGAGAUUGAAAAUAUUUAGGGGGUGUGCGAGACGUAAAGGCCAGCAACGUAAUGUUGGAUUCCAAUUCAACGGCAAGCUGGGAGAUUUUGGUUUGGCAAGAGUGGUAGAGCGUGAUCAGGCGGCCUCCCAUACGACCGUGGUGGCCGGUACACUGGGGUAUUUAGCUCCCGAGUGCUGCAUAACGGGGAAGACAAGUCCAGAAGCGGAUGUGUACAGCUUUGGGGCGGUUUCAUUGGAAAUUGCCUGCGGAAGGCGACCCGUUGAUCUUACACUUGGCGACCAUAAUUGCAGAUUGGUAGAAUGGGCUUGGGAUCUGUAUGGACAGGGAAAGCUUCGAGAUGCGGUGGAUAAAAAACAUAGUGGAAAUUUCAAAGAGAAGGAAAUGGAGCGGCUGGUGAUGGUGGGGCUGCUGUGCUCUCAUCCAGAUCCCUCAUCGAGGCCCACAAUGAGAGAGGUCACUAAGAUUUUGAAAUGGAAAGCUGAAUUAGCAUAUGUUCCACUCGAUUUGCCUGUUCCUGUGUACAAUGAGCCUCUUCGUCUUGAUGUGACGUCAGCUUUGCCGUCUUCGCCUGCACAAAACUCCUCCAUUGUAAAUGAAAUGUUGUCAACACUGAAUGCGUCAGUUUUGUCGUCAUCUAUGGCCUCCUGCAGCUCGGGCAAAAUGUCCAGCUCUCUACCGUCUAGCACAGGACAUAAGUAG